CCCAACUCUUCCGCAGCCAGAGAUCUAAUUCGAAAAUGGCUUUACCUUCUCCCCAACCAGUAGAUCAUAAUCCUCUCGAUCAAUUAGUUAAAAACAGCUUCUCCGUCCGUAGCGAUUCUCUCUUCGCCACGGGUACUAUAUCCGUAUUAUGGGACGUCCAUGAAUGCCCCAUCCCUGCUAGUUUAAAAGUUCGUGAUGUUUUCAAUAAUAUCAAAAAGGUCCUUAGGAAUAAUGGUUUUUUUGGUCCUGUGGAUAUUAAACCUUAUGUCAAUUUGUUGAAUAUGGAUUUGGUGGAAGUCUUUGAAACGAUUCCUGUCAGUCUCCUCCCAGGAGAUAGAGGUAUCAGACUUGAUUACUAUCUGAUGCACUUCUUUAUUCUUGCUAUCGACAAUGGUGGUUUUCGUCCAUUUACUUUGGUACUAAUCCUCGGAGACAUCUCGGGGCUUGAUGAAUUAUUCAGGGUGAUUAAUAUAUUGCAAUCUAGAUUAAGGUUCAAAGUGCUCAUCGCACAGCCUCCAAGGGGAUCGGUUCUGUCUUUAACUGAGAUCGGGCUUUGCAAUGGUCUAUUAGCUGGACAAGACCUUCUCAUCCAGAAUUCUGUGGUGAAGCUCUAGUUUGGCUCCGUUCUUGCUCUAGUUUGCAUUGCUUUUUUGCAAGAGUCUGUCUUUUUAUUUUCUUAUCAUUGAUGUUUGACGAGUUAGCUUUAAUGUAUAUUGAUUUACCCAAACCGGACCAAAUCAUAUAUAUUUGUUUUGUUAAAA
Molecule: messenger RNA, 761 nt
Organism: Arabidopsis lyrata subsp. lyrata
Lineage: Eukaryota; Viridiplantae; Streptophyta; Magnoliopsida; Brassicales; Brassicaceae
Exons: 3
Coding region: 36-614 (192 amino acids)
Biological process (GO): regulation of gene expression
Cellular component (GO): peroxisome
Source: RefSeq, a predicted model, not a curated record